CCCAGGAGACCCCUUCUAACUUGCUCUGUUUCUAUGUUUCUAACUCCUGCACCACCAUAUAUACAGUUUGCUAAGUGCCUCAUAUUAACAGUGUUGGGUUUUUUUUUUUUAAUUCGUCGUACGGAAAAGCCUUCAAAUAAUGUAUGAAUGGGCAUGAUUACUCAUGAUUUUUCCGUCUCCCACAGGAACGAGAAGUUCAAAACAAAAGUACAAAGCAAAUGCAAGCAUCUUUUGCACUUUCCAGCCAUUUUGAAACUAAAGAUGAGCAUGUGCAAAGGGAAAUUGCUACUCUCCAUCUGUAAAACAGGCAUGCGGUACCUAAUUUGGGCUGGCACAUUUAGCAACCUCUCCUGAGCUCUGGCAAUUUUUCAUCAAGGGCUUGUGUCGCUCUGGGGACUUCCUGUAUGGUGGGAAAUGAGAGAUGAACAAGCCCCUUCUGCAUCUCGGUUGUGGUGGCAAGGCUUCCUCCCUGCCCGCCCCCCUCCCGUCCCCGGAUUGCGGAAGGAAAUGUGAAGUUAAGUCAUACCGGUGAAGUACGUAGGGCAGGAUUAAAGGCACACCUAACCCCCGCAGGAGGUCUUCACGGGGGAGAAGGUGAGAGCUGAACUUCACGAUGGAUGCGGAUGCCGCCGAGAUGUUGGAUGACUUUGUAUCAGGGCCGCUGGUCACUUGGAUGCAAACCUUGGAAAGUCUGAUGAACUCAAGGUCUGAUCAGCCCCAUUUCUCCCAGGAGAAGAGACACGAAUGCCCCAAAGAAUAUUUCCUCGGACUGAUCAGUGGGGACUUCCUCAUCCAUACCAUGGAAAUUAUAGACCAGAUUCCCGGGGGAGGGCGACCUCCGUGGAAUGAACAGACUGACGAGGCGCGCAGGUUGCAAAUGCUCCAGACCCUCGUGCGGCGGCUACGUGGCUUUUACCAGAAUGAUCUGCAGCAACUGAUUCUUUCGCCCCCUCCUAACAUACAUCUUCUGGCUCGAGAUCCCCUCACAGUACAGGCCAUGACGGAGAUGAGGAAGCUGGUCCUGCUCCUGCUGGGAAGUGCUGUCCAGUGUGAACGGCGAGAUGAGAUAAUCGGCCUUAUUCAGACGCUGGACAUCCACACCCAGGCCGCCUUGGCUUCCGCUAUCCAAGAGGUGACCCAGGAGCCUGAGAACAUGCUGAGGACGCACUGGAAGGAACUAGGCCCUGCUGAGAUGGAGCAGCUCCUCCGGGACGUGAUGUCCCGGAUUUGCAAGCUGGCGCACGAGCGAGAUGCUGGCUUGGAGAAAUUGUGGGAGCUGCAGCAAGCCAGGGAAAUGGAUCUCGUUCCCCCACCAGAGAACAGCCGCCCGCAUUUUGGAGUGCAGCUGGCCGAAACCCGGGCCCAGGUGCGGCGUCUGCAGCAAGAGCUGGAAGAGAAGUUGGAGGAACUGCUAGAUCAGCAGGAUGAGCUGAAAGAUCUGGAAGGACAACUUCAAAAACUGCGGCAAGAGAACCGGGCUUUAGCCGGGGAGGCCCGCCUGGCCACCCUGUACCGCGAUGAACUGGAUGCCCUGCGGGAGAAGGCGCUCCGCACAGAACGGCUCCAGGCAGAGCUGGCGGCCUUGAGAGAACGGCUGCCCGGCCUGGAGCGCUGCCGUGCCCAGCUGAAGGAGGAGCGCGAGUUCUCCCAGGCCUUGCUGGAGACGAAAGCCAUGCUGGAGGGGCAGCUGGAGUCGGCUCAUGCGCGGGGGCAGCGCCUGAACCAGCUGGAGAAGGAGGCGCUGCAUCUCCAGAGCCGCUUGAACCAGGCGCAGGAGGAACGGGACCAGCUUCACCACCAGGCAGAGGAGCUUCUGCGAGAAAACGUGGCCCUGGAGAGGAAGCUGAGGCGAAGUUUCGGGGAGUCCCUCGACAUACUCCGGACAGAGGAACUGGAGUGCGACUGGGCCCCCAGCGAACUUCCCGAGGUGCCCGAUGCGUUGAGCUAUGAGGCGCAGGAGGCGGGGCGGUUGGUGGCCUUGGAGCGGGAGAACCAGGAGCUGCGCCGGAAACUGCAGGAGGCACUGGAGAACCCCACCGAGACCAGGAGCGUGGAUGCGGCGCUGAAGGCCACACUCCGUGAUGGGGAGCAAAGCCAGGUGGACCUGGAGGCGGGAGAGCAGGCCUCAGAGACUGGAGGAGGCCUGCCGGAAGCCCUGAAGCAGCCCGGAAGCAGCCAGGAAGAGCUGGCCUCAGGAACUGGGGAGAGGCAGGCCCUCGACCCAGCAGCCGAGGCCAAGGUGGCAGGACUGGAGGCGGCCCUGGCAGAGGCCUGGGCUCGGCUGGCGGAGGCCGAACAGCUCCGGGAGGCAGAGUCCCACCGAGCAUCGGGCCUUGAGGACAGGCUGCGGGGCCUGGAGCGGGCGCAGGCCGAGGCUCGGCAGAAGCAGGCGCACGAGCAAGAGCAGUGGCGCGGGGAGGCCGAGCGCCUGGCGGACGAGGUCCUGGCUUUGGAGCGCGAGCGGGAGGCCCUGAGGGCUGGGUCCCAGGCCUUGCAGGCUGCGGCAACCCAGGCCGAGCUGGAGCUGGGGGAGGCCCGGCAGAGGCUGCAAAGCGAACAGCUGCACGCGGCCCAGCUGGCCCAGGAGGCCCAGCGGGCCGCGGAGGACUUGGGAGAGGCCCGGCGGGAGAGCGAGGCCCUGCAGCGCAGCCUGGAGCAGCACAAGGCCGUCCUGGCCCGGCUGGAAGCGGAGAAGGGGGCCUUGGAGGAGUCGCUGGCCCAGGCCGAGGAGCGGCAGCGGCAGUCGGACAAGGAGAGCCGGCGCCUGAAGGCCCAGGCCCAGGCCCAGGCAGAGGCACUGGCGGAUCAGGGCCUGUGCCUCGUCCAGCUGGAGGCCCAACUGCAGCAGCACCAGGGGGCUGAGCUAAGCAGCCUGCGGGAGGCUACGCAGCGCCUCGGGGCACGGGAACAGGAAGCCGCUGGCCGGGAAGAACUCCCCCUCACCAAGUGCGAUGCUCCAGCCGUCCUGGAGGAGGAACUCCAGAAGGAAAAGGAGAAGGGGAAGGAGGGAGAAGCUGCUCUGGUUCAGGUGAAGGAGCAGCUACUGAAGAAGGAAAAGAGGGGAGAGGCGGACGUGGAAGACAGGAAGUCCAGGGAAGAAAAGCAAGAGGGGCUUUCGGUAGGGAAGGCGGUGCUGGAGGAGGAGCACAGCUCGCUCGGGAAGCAGCCCGAAGAACCGCAGGCUCUUCAGCGGCGGAGCACGAGCCCUCCGGCAAAGAGCGGCGGGGCGCUCCCGCUGCUUUUGGAAGCGCUCCCUGGGACCCAGAAAGAACUGAGCUCCAACCUCCGGGCGAAUCCAGGGAGUGAGGCCCUGAGCACGCGGCUGAUCGAAGUGGAACGCCAGAACGCCGUCCUGCAGGCCGAGAAAUCGGCCCUGUCGGGGCGUGUGGGUCAACUGGAGUCUCAGCUCAGCAGCCUCCAGGGAGCCCUUCUGGGCCUGCAAGGCCGAAGCUCCGAGGCGAAGGAGGAGAACGGGCGGUGGCAGGCUCAGAACAGCGCCCUGCAGGUGGAGGCCGCAUCCUUGCGUUCCCGGCAGGCCUUGCUGGAAUCCCAGCUCUCGGAGCUGCGGCAGAGGCUGGUGCUCCUGGAGAGCGAAGCCCGGGGAGCCCAGCAGGAGCGGGAGCAGUGGCGGGGACGCCACGAGGCCCUCCUGCGAGACCACGACCGCCUGACAGUGCUGCACGAGCGGCAGGCAGCUGAUCUGGAAGGGCUCAUGGGCAAGCACACCAGCCUCAAGGCGUCCCUGCGCAGCCUGGAGCACGAGUACCGCGAUCUGAAGGGCAGGCACGACCAGCUGUUGGGGGAGAAAACCGGCCUUGAGCAGCGGGAAGAGGCCCUGCGGGCCCAAAAGAAGAACCUGGGAGAGGCUGAACUGCAACAUCGGCAGCUGGUGGAGCGGCACCACAACCUGGAGGAGGAGCAUGAGCGGGUGAAACAGAAGCUGGGGCAGAUGGAAAGGGCGCGGGACGACCUGCAGGGAGAGCUUCAGGGAAUGCGGAACCGAGUCACAGGUCUGCAGCUGGAGCAGGCGAGGCUGGAAGCGGAGAGCGCCACCCUGAAGGAGCAGAACCAACAGCUGGACAUGGCGCUGGGGCGCCUGAGCACCCAGUGUGAACUUCUUGCCCAGCUGAAGGGGAACCAGGAGGAGGAGAACCGACACCUUUUUCAAGAGACUCAGGCGCUGAGCAGGGAAAACAGGCGCCUGCUGGAGCAUAGCAUGGAGAGUCGGGAGCAGUUCCAGGAGGAGCAACGCCAGUACCUCGACAAACUGGGUGAGCUACGUCGGGAGAAGCAGAAACUGGUAGAGAAAAUCAUGGACCAGUACCGGGUACUGGAACCGUCACUUCCUCGUGGCAAGAAAGGUAACUGGCUUUCUGAGAAGUUCAAGAAGCUAAUGAAACCUCGUCGAGAGAGCCCACGGGAGCAGAUUCGCCCCAUGGCCGAAGGAGCUGGCAGCAGUGAAAGCCUGACAGGGCAAGAGGGACCCAGGACUGAUGGGUCGAGCUCACCGGCCCCUCUCUGCAAAGCCAGCAGCACGGUCAGCCUGGCGGAUGCCCAGCAAAUGCACCUCCGACGCUGCAGGCUGAGCUCCCGCAUGCCCGCCGUGGACUCCCCAGGGGACGGAGAGGGACAGGACACCCCCCGCCAGCGCUUCCGCCAGCGCCGGCUCGGCAUGCUGGGGGGCUCCCAGGAAGAAGCCAUCAUCGCUGCGGCCGAGUGGGAGGUCCCCCGGCAGAGUUCGACCAGCAGCCAGGAAGAGAGAGGGCCGCCAUUGGGCGAGGAAGAGCAAAGCCCAAAGCGCCAGCAUUGAUGGAGAGCAAUGACCCCCCUUCCAGCUUCCCAGCCCAAACUCCUGGGAACCUUCCAUGGCCAGGAAGUGCCCUUCCGUUCCCCCCGGUGCCCCCAGCAACAAAUGCAGAGCACAGCAUCUGGCGUGGAAGAACAUCUGGGUGCUUGUGAACGCCACAUGCUCUGUUGGAUGGAGGGUAGCGACCCCCAGUGCAUCCAGCAGGGGCCACACACUUGUGUGCGCAAAGGUGCCAGCGACCCGGUCAUCCCGAGAAGGCUGCCUCCAAAUGAGGUUCCAUUUAGACAUCCCGGCCGAGUCAGAGACUCCGUGCAAAUUCUGCAGCUUGAAUGCUUCCCAGUCUGGCAGCCGCCUCUUUGGUCCCCGGCUUGUUCUUCCCAAGGCCUGCCUGCUCCAUUGAAACGGGACGAAAGGAGGACUUGGCGAGCGCUUUUCCAGGAGACCCAAUCCCCACCAUCGCUGGAGAAGACCGUCCUGCUAGGGAAAGUCGAAGCCAUAAGAAGAGGAAGGCCAAACAUGCGAUGGAUCAGUUCCAUCAGAGAAACCACUGCUUUGCAUUGGCGAGAGCUGAGCUGGCCAGAUGUGCUUCUCGCUGCAUUUGGCAUUGCAUGAUUGAAUCUUGUUCGGCCAGCACCCGGCGCAAGCCCCGCCUUGAUUCAGGCCAGGGCUGUGGCGGAAAACGGAUAUAGGUCUUUGCUCCCACUACAGUUGUGAGCAGAAUUAUACACCCAUAAAUACACACACACCUCCACACAGUAAUUUGCAACAGAAGGAACUCGUGUUUAUCAGUUUUCCCCCAUGUACCACCCCCUAAAUGUAUUUAACUACAACUCCCAGCAUGCUGAGAGUUUCAAUCCAACUC
Molecule: messenger RNA, 5669 nt
Organism: Varanus komodoensis (Komodo dragon)
Lineage: Eukaryota; Metazoa; Chordata; Lepidosauria; Squamata; Varanidae
Gene: CCDC88B
Product: coiled-coil domain containing 88B
Exons: 27
Coding region: 614-4810 (1398 amino acids)
Biological process (GO): cytoplasmic microtubule organization; cytoskeleton-dependent intracellular transport
Cellular component (GO): cytoplasm; centrosome
Molecular function (GO): dynein light intermediate chain binding; microtubule binding
Source: RefSeq, a predicted model, not a curated record